AAUGUCAUAAUUAAAUUAUUAUGCAUUAAAAAAACGUACUUUUAAAUUGCUCAAAAUCAACCAUUAAAAUUAGCGGGUAAUUUCAGUAACAGUUGCCACGUGGCAGUAAUCGAACUGCCCGCUGCCCCAUUAACCUCUCUUUCUAACUCUAAACCGAAAAAACACCACCUGCCCUAACUGCCCGUUACCUCACACUAUAAAUACCGAAAUUCAAUUCAUUUUCCUUCUACAAUUUUCACUUUUCACCAUGACUAAACUCUCCGUUACUGUCCUUUUCCUCCUUUUUACCCUCUCAGUUGCUCGUACACCGGGAAAUGACGUCACUCACCUUAAACUCCCACCGGGAAAUGACGUCAUCCUCCCUCAACUCCCUAAAUCUCUACCGCAAGAUGACGUCAUGCAGCUAAAAAAUGACAUCAUCAUCCCUGAACUUCCCAAAAUUCUACCGGAAUCUGAAGAAAAUGAUGUCAUCCUCCCUGAACUCUUCAAGACUCUGCCAGAAUUCGAAGAUUCUACGCCUAGCGUUCAUUCGGUGCCGGUUAAUUUAGUCAGAUUCCGGCCGAUCAACCGUCGAUUUCGGCUCCGAUCGAAGCUACCGUUCCGCUUAUGUAACCACAUGAAGGCAGAAUCACGGCGUCAGAUUCCUUUCGGUAAUGAUAUGAUACUAUCUUCGAAGAGAAACAUUGAUUUUGAUAAAUUUGUGUAUCGUAUCGGCUUCGGCGUUAGUCAAAUUCCGUCGGAUCGGUUCAAUUUGCGUCCCCGCAUGUUUAAUGAUAUGAAGAUCUGGAAGUUUCUAGAUGAUCGCGAGAAGUUUGUGGAAAUGAAAUUGAAGCAUCACCAUGACCAGGACAAUGAUCAUCAACAGAUGAAGAUCUCGAAGUUUCUAGAAGAUCGCGAGAAGUUUGGAGAAAUGAAAUUGAAGCAUCACCAUCACCAUCACCAUGACCACGACAACGAAGACAAUGAUCAUGAACAGUGGAAGAUGUGGAAGUUUCUAGAUGAUCGCGAGAAGUUUGGGGAAAUGAAAUUGAAGCACCACCAUCACCAUGACGAUGACGAGGACGACGAAGACAAUGAUCAUGAACAGAAGAAGAUCUCGAAGUUUCAAUUGGCGCGUGAAAAUGGAGGUAAUUUUGGUGAAAUGAAAUCGAAAAGUGAUGAUGAUGAGGCUGAGAAAAGAUCAAAGCUUUAUGGAAAGCACUAUGAGAUGACAUUGAGGAAGCGUUUUGGUUAUAAUGCUGGUGAAGAAGAAGAUGAGAAAGCUAAGGAAGAGACGAAAUGGCAUAAGAAGGAGAAGAAGAAAGGUGGAUUCAUGAGCGGUAUUCGUAAGUUCUUGCAUCACUACUUUGAUUGAAGGAUGUUUGCUAUGAUAUAUGUAUCGUAUUUGCUUGCUUUUGUGGUGUUGUGUAAAAGAACUAUAAAAGUAUUUAUUCGUGUUUGUCUUGAUGUUGGUGUAAAUAAUUUGCAUCCAUGUGAGAUGUAAUAGAAAAUAUAUACUAGUAGUAAGUUAUUACUCUAUACUAUUA
Molecule: messenger RNA, 1526 nt
Organism: Capsicum annuum
Lineage: Eukaryota; Viridiplantae; Streptophyta; Magnoliopsida; Solanales; Solanaceae
Exons: 1
Coding region: 248-1354 (368 amino acids)
Source: RefSeq, a predicted model, not a curated record